AUGGACGUUUUUCCGGCGAAGAAUCGAGUCGGUGGCGACGACGAAGCUCUUCCGACGGCAGAAACUGACGAAGACGGAGAUUUGUGCAGGAUUUGCCGAUCGCCGGAAGGACCAGACAAUCCGUUGAGGUAUCCGUGUGCUUGUCGAGGCUCGAUCAAGUACGUUCACCAGGAAUGUCUCCUUCUCUGGCUCAAUCGCACCGGAUACAAGCAGUGCGAGGUUUGUAAGCGUAGCUACUCGUUUGUGCCUGUUUAUUUGGAGAACGCACGAGAGAGGCUUCCAUGGCAUGAGUUUAUGAGAGGACUGUUACUGAGAGCAUUACGUUUGGUUGGUUGGGUUUUUGUGAUUCUCUUCAACGCGUAUUGCUUUUCUUUGCAUCCGUCGGGACGAAAAACUGCGAUUGAUAACCAGAGAGCUUUUCGAAUAUCCGAGAAAUUUGCUUUUCUCUUGGCUGGCUUCCUGUACAACGGUUUAAUUGCUUAUUAUAUGACCAUGGUGGCGUUUCUAAGGCUUAUUAUUGAACAUCUCUUUAGGCUUCUCCGUGUGAACUUUGUAGAGAAUCAUUUAGGACAUGGAGUUGUUGCUGGAGUUACACUUGUACUGUGGAAAUAUAUGAGCAUUCUGUGUGAUUGGUAUCAUGAUCAUCUCGUACAACAUCGAUUCUUCUACGCCUUAUUGGGCGUUGAACCUGGUGAAGUAGUAGCUCGUCCUCGGCACGCCGAGCUUCAUGAAUUUGGAGCAGUCAGGAGGUUUCUUUUCCUUCUUGAUGACAAUGAAUUUGCAGUUCUUGCCAUUUAUGUCUCAUUCUUCUUCAUUUUGCUUCCAGUAUUUUUGGGAAAACUUGUCUUCGGACUCCUACUUCUUUUCCCACGUAUGGAGGUAGCUAUGCAGCUUCUUUCAGGAGACUUAUUUGGCGAAGAAGAACCGGUCAUUGUUGGAUAUAUGAUUAUGGUAUCACUUUCCUUUGCUUAUCUUGGUAGUUUUUUCACUCUGCGCCGAGACUCAAUUCAAGCCAUAGCCAAGAGAUUAUCACUGGGAUUUCUCCUCGUAGCAAUGGCACUCCCAUACUUCUUAUGGAUUUGUUCAGUAAAAGUAUGGAAAAAUCUAUCUGUGGUUAAGGAUGGUUUCAUCUUGUGUUUGAAAUUUGGUGUUUUUCCUUUGGUACUUGGCUUCUGGUUAGAUUUUUGCACCUUCCCUAUAUUGGGAACGACAAUUUCCCAGAGGCUUGAGCUUUUAUCAGACUAUCCCUUCGUGAUGAUCAUACAUUGGAAGCUCGGAUUUCUUUGCUUGCUAUUUGCUUUCAAUUCCAUGGAGCUUAUUCAUAAGAUCAUUAAGAUACGACCUAUUUGGUCUCUACUAGAUGUCACUGAUCCAAACUACAAGAUCACUAAACUGCACCUUGGCCAAAUUCCCUUUGCGUUAGCUUUCCACUUGUCAUUGAUGGUGAUUGUGGUUCACUUACCAAUAAUGUCUAUCUCUCACUUCAGCCCCUCGUUUUCCCCCCUCCAAUUAUGGAUCUAUGAGAAAAGGAUUAUGUUUGGCUCAAUGGCUGCUUAUGUAUGCUUAGUGAGAGUAGGAACUCUCGAGUGGUUAGCCGAGCUUAUUAAACCAGCUAUAGAACCCUUAGUUCACAAGUGGAUUAUCACUGUCAGUUCUUGGCUCGAGUUGAGCGAGUUCUUGCUCGAAAACUAUGCAGACCAGAAUGUGAGACCGUUGUUGCAUCAAGGGUUGCAGAUCCAUGGCGAAUGGUAUCUAGUGUUUUCCAUGGCUGAAGGCUCUGUAGUCACUUUCUCUGGAUCUCAGAGCGAUAACGAUACCACGUUUCAAGUGGAUUUUGACCACGAUAGGUUUAUACUGAGGAUCGGACUGAUGUUGGUUCUAGCUGCGUUGAGCCUGUUUGUCAUCAGUACAAUCGCCAUGGCUUUGCCAAUUCUGAUGGGAAGGGCUUUCUUCCACUCUAUCUCUUUCAUCAUGCUACAUUUCGGACUCAAACACGACGAUCUUUAUGCUUUCUGGAUCGGAUGCUAUAUCUUGCGAGCAAUCUAUAUCAGGACUUGCCUCAUAUACAAUCAUAUCAUGAUUGGAAGAAUCGAUUUGCUUCUCAACCUUGUUCUGUUGUGGAUACGGAAUAUCUUACUGUUCUCCAUCUGGAUAUCUGUCAUACCGACAUUGCUGGGUCUCCUUAUCAACCUUAUGAUCAUCAUUCCAUCACGAGUUCCGCUAAACGAAUCCCCGGUUCAUUCGUUGAUCCAAGAUUGGUUGAUCGGAUUACUGGUCCUUCACAUAUGGACCUAUCUGACUAUGUUCACGCGUAUCAACUGUUUCGCAACUGUGGCGUGGCGGGAGAAGCUCAAGAGAAUCAGAAAUGUCGAUAUCAACUUGCUUCCCUCUACGUGGCUGCUUCGAGAUGUCAUUGGUUCGAUCAUAGGCACUCUUCUAACCACUCUCGGCUUCCCUUUCCUUGUGGCCUACUCUCUAUUCCCAUUGCUUGGAUUUUCUGGUGCAAUCAACUUAGCUGUGCAGAGGCUCAUAUGGCCGGUCCUAUUAGCCAUCAUCAUCAUAGGGUUCUUUGCCAAGCUCACGCUCGAUCUCUUCGUUUAUAUUCACCGUGUGGAGUAUGAUGAUCGGUAUCUGGUUGGCGAUAGAGUGACUGAUUUCAACGAAGAUCCUGAGAAAGGGAUCAAGUCAGGGCUAUAA
Molecule: messenger RNA, 2697 nt
Organism: Arabis nemorensis
Lineage: Eukaryota; Viridiplantae; Streptophyta; Magnoliopsida; Brassicales; Brassicaceae
Source: the annotation of a GenBank genome assembly